AUGAUGAAGGUGCGGGCUGGCGAAAUCACCGUUGCCCAGAUGGAGACACAGCUGCUCGAGAUUGCGACGAAGCAAGCGGAGGAGGAGAGCAAAGAGAAGGCGCUUCUGGAGGCUGUUGCCGAGGAAGACGAAGAGGAAGAAGAACAAGAGGGACAGGAAGAGGGGGGUGCAGCCACUACUGCAUCUGCCGCUGACACUUCAAAUCCGCUCGCAGGUGCACAGCAGUCCCGUCCGACACGCGAAGAGCUCCUCAUGAAGAUGAACGAGAUUGCGGCGAGUCAUCUUCCCCAGGCGCUCAAGGCCCAGCUCCUCGGCACCCUCAUCGUCGAGCUCUCCGCGCUGGGGGAGGCGCCAGCGUCGCUGGUUGAUCAGGCGUUUCGACCACAACAGCAGCCACCACAACAGCCACCACAACAGCAACAACAGCAGCAACAACAGCCACAGCAGCCACAGCCACAGGAAGAUGCUGCCUUCUACGGGAAGGUGGACGAGUCUGCCGUGUCCUCUGCUGCGCCACCGCGGCCGUCACCGAUGGCGCAACAACAGCAGCAACAGCCGCCGCAGCGACCACAGCAGCCAAAACCACAGCAGCAGCCACCACAACAGCAGCCUGAAGGCGACAUCUAUGCUGUCCCGUUCAACGUUGGCGAUGCACCGAAAACGGGCACUCUGAAGCGUGGCCUGCCACCACCAAACCUGGCGCCCGAGCUGCCGCCACGCCCACCAAUGCCGGCACAGGACAGUGCACAACAGCAGGCUGAUGCCCAAUCACCAGAAGGACAUCGCGCACGCGGGGGCUCGAUAACACCUGGGAUGAUUGCGUCUGUCCCUGAGACGCUGCGCGUGAGUCUGAUGGCGAAGGUCAAGGCUGGCACCAUAAGCAUGCAGGAUAUGGCUGCACAACUCAAGGCAUUCUCGCAGAACACUGAGGGACAGCAGCAACAGCAGCAGCCCCAAGCGCCACAGCAGCAGCAACAACAGCAGCAACAACAGCAGCAGCAACAACAGCAGCAACAACAGCAGCAGCAACAGCAGCAGCCUGAGCCGAUUUUGGAUCAGGGAGCAAUUUACGCGGAAUGCGACGCAGAGCCCGCACAGCCAGCGGCACAAGAGCAGGAGGACCUGUUGUACGAUGAUGGGGACAAUUUGCAGUCACAGAUCGCUGCAGCCCGCGCACCGCCACCGCUGCCUCCGCCAUAUGCGGGCACAUCAGCCGCAACCACGGCACAGCAGCAGCCGGCACACAUGCACGCGCCUGAGGACGAUAUCUACACGGACGUCGAUGAGCAGCGGACACCAGCGUAUGGAGGACCGCGGCCCGUUGCACAGAUGCCAGCAGACACAUACGCAGCGCUGCCGAAGAAAGGUGCGCUUGUGGAGAACAUUGUGGAGCAGGAAGCGCUGCUGCAGAAUGCGAUGGGACUGCUUGGCAGUCUCGCACCGCAACCGACGGACGAUGGCCUGCGACAGCUCAUCGCCUGCCUGUCUCUGCAGGGGCUGGCCGAGUUUGCCAACCCAUUGAAGCAGCAGGGUUACGAGGACCCAUCGUUCCUGGUCGACGCAACAGCGGAUAUGCUGGUUGGCCCAGGCCUCGCUCCAGACACAGCCACGGCACAACGCAUCAUUAACGCUGCCACCUCCUUCGUCGCCUCCGCCUAA
Molecule: messenger RNA, 1659 nt
Organism: Salpingoeca rosetta
Lineage: Eukaryota; Choanoflagellata; Craspedida; Salpingoecidae
Exons: 14
Coding region: 1-1659 (552 amino acids)
Source: RefSeq, a predicted model, not a curated record